Haliotis rufescens (red abalone) is the source of this 2691-nucleotide messenger RNA. Its product is annotated as extensin-like. NCBI's taxonomy places the organism in Eukaryota, Metazoa, Mollusca, Gastropoda, Lepetellida, Haliotidae. Bases 1 to 2691 code for a protein of 896 amino acids. The transcript has a single exon. The record is from RefSeq and is a predicted model, not a curated record.
AUGACCCCCCGGAUACUUCUCUACCUCCCCCUCAGACCGCCUUCUUCCUCCCACCUGGUCACUUCUCUACCUCCCCCUCAGACCGCCUUCUUCCUCCCACCUGGUCACUUCUCUACCUCCCUCUCCGACCGCCUUCUUCCUCCCACCUGGUCACUUCUCUACCUCCCCCUCCGACCGCCUUCUUCCUCCCACCUGGUCACUUCUCUACCUCCCCCUCCGACCGCCUUCUUCCUCCCACCUGGUCACUUCUCUACCUCCCUCUCCGACCGCCUUCUUCCUCCCACCUGGUCACUUCUCUACCUCCCCCUCCGACCGCCUUCUUCCUCCCACCUGGUCACUUCUCUACCUCCCCCUCCCUCUCCGACCGCCUUCUUCCUCCCACCUGGUCACUUCUCUACCUCCCCCUCCGACCGCCUUCUUCCUCCCACCUGGUCACUUCUCUACCUCCCUCUCCGACCGCCUUCUUCCUCCCACCUGGUCACUUCUCUACCUCCCCCUCCGACCACCUUCUUCCUCCCACCUGGUCACUUCUCUACCUCCCUCUCCGACCGCCUUCUUCCUCCCACCUGGUCACUUCUCUACCUCCCUCUCCGACCGCCUUCUUCCUCCCACCUGGUCACUUCUCUAUCUCCCUCUCCGACCGCCUUCUUCAUCCCACCUGGUCACUUCUCUACCUCCCUCUCCGACCGCCUUCUUCCUCCCACCUGGUCACUUCUCUACCUCCCCCUCCGACCGCCUUCUUCCUCCCACCUGGUCACUUCUCUACCUCCCCCUCCGACCGCCUUCUUCCUCCCACCUGGUCACUUCUCUACCUCCCCCUCCGACCGCCUUCUUCCUCCCACCUGGUCACUUCUCUACCUCCCCCUCCGACCGCCUUCUUCCUCCCACCUGGUCACUUCUCUACCUCCCCCUCCGACCGCCUUCUUCCUCCCACCUGGUCACUUCUCUACCUCCCCCUCCGACCGCCUUCUUCCUCCCACCUGGUCACUUCUCUACCUCCCUCUCCGACCGCCUUCUUCCUCCCACCUGGUCACUUCUCUACCUCCCCCUCCGACCGCCUUCUUCCUCCCACCUGGUCACUUCUCUACCUCCCUCUCAGACCGCCUUCUUCAUCCCACCUGGUCACUUCUCUACCUCCCUCUCCGACCGCCUUCUUCAUCCCACCUGGUCACUUCUCUACCUCCCCCUCAGACCGCCUUCUUCCUCCCACCUGGUCACUUCUCUACCUCCCUCUCCGACCGCCUUCUUCCUCCCACCUGGUCACUUCUCUACCUCCCCCUCCGACCGCCUUCUUCCUCCCACCUGGUCACUUCUCUACCUCCCUCUCCGACCGCCUUCUUCCUCCCACCUGGUCACUUCUCUACCUCCCUCUCCGACCGCCUUCUUCCUCCCACCAGGUCACUUCUCUAUCUCCCUCUCCGACCGCCUUCUUCCUCCCACCUGGUCACUUCUCUACCUCCCCCUCCACCCGCCUUCUUCCUCCCACCUGGUCACUUCUCUACCUCCCUCUCCGACCGCCUUCUUCCUCCCACCUGGUCACUUCUCUACCUCCCUCUCCGACCGCCUUCUUCCUCCCACCUGGUCACUUCUCUACCUCCCUCUCCGACCGCCUUCUUCCUCCCACCUGGUCACUUCUCUACCUCCCCCUCCGACCGCCUUCUUCCUCCCACCUGGUCACUUCUCUACCUCCCCCUCCGACCGCCUUCUUCCUCCCACCUGGUCACUUCUCUACCUCCCUCUCCGACCGCCUUCUUCCUCCCACCUGGUCACUUCUCUACCUCCCCCUCCGACCGCCUUCUUCCUCCCACCUGGUCACUUCUCUACCUCCCCCUCCGACCGCCUUCUUCCUCCCACCUGGUCACUUCUCUACCUCCCUCUCCGACCGCCUUCUUCCUCCCACCUGGUCACUUCUCUACCUCCCUCUCCGACCGCCUUCUUCAUCCCACCUGGUCACUUCUCUACCUCCCUCUCCGACCGCCUUCUUCCUCCCACCUGGUCACUUCUCUACCUCCCCCUCCGACCGCCUUCUUCCUCCCACCUGGUCACUUCUCUACCUCCCCCUCCGACCGCCUUCUUCCUCCCACCUGGUCACUUCUCUACCUCCCUCUCCGACCGCCUUCUUCCUCCCACCUGGUCACUUCUCUACCUCCCCCUCAGACCGCCUUCUUCCUCCCACCUGGUCACUUCUCUACCUCCCUCUCAGACCGCCUUCUUCAUCCCACCUGGUCACUUCUCUACCUCCCUCCCCGACCGCCUUCUUCCUCCCACCUGGUCACUUCUCUACCUCCCUCUCCGACCGCCUUCUUCCUCCCACCUGGUCACUUCUCUACCUCCUUCUCCGACCGCCUUCUUCUUCCCACCUGGUCACUUCUCUACCUCCUUCUCCGACCGCCUUCUUCCUCCCACCCGGUCACUUCUCUACCUCCCUCUCCGACCGCCUUCUUCCUCCCACCUGGUCACUUCUCUACCUCCUUCUCCGACCGCCUUCUUCCUCCCACCCGGUCACUUCUCUACCUCCCCCUCCACCCGCUUUCUUCCCCCCACCUGGACACUUCUCCACCUCCGUCCACCCCCCUCCUCCCAAAACACAUAACACCUCCUUCACCUCACCUUCUUGAACCCCCCACCCCCUCCCUCCCCGUUACCAGCAUCCCCGGUUCCUCGUCUCGUAUCACGGAACGUAUGUCCUGA